Molecule: messenger RNA, 850 nt
Organism: Helicoverpa armigera (cotton bollworm)
Lineage: Eukaryota; Metazoa; Arthropoda; Insecta; Lepidoptera; Noctuidae
Exons: 1
Coding region: 1-831 (276 amino acids)
Source: RefSeq, a predicted model, not a curated record
AUGGACAGGUCAAGAACUUUCCGCUCAAAGUUAAACGUUAAACGAGGAACUAAAUUAUAUCCUAUUUUUACAAAAAAUCUACACAGUGAAGUUUUGCUCGACAAUUUUAUCGAAAAAGAUUUACAAUCUCUUUUAAAACCACUCAAUAUAAUGUAUUCCGUUUUCAUCUGCGCCAAGUAUAGUAUUCGUGAUAACUUCAUCACUUCUAACAACUUUCUCUAUAACUUCACUGGAGUAUUCACCACCGGUCUGUUUCUGUGCAUCAGUGUCUAUCGCAUAUGUUCCACCCUCUCGUCGAAGCGCAUCGAAUAUGUUAUCUUUGAGUGGAAUACGAUUUUCAACUUUAUGAGUUACUCGCUUGGGUUGAUUAUGAAUUACAUCAUUAAUAUCAGGUUCAGUGACAAGAAUAUUCAGCUAGUCGUAAAGGUUCAAAGUGUCCUUAGAGUUUUGAAGAUGAACCGCAAAGAUCUCACGUGUUUACUUGUUUACAAUUGGAGUGGUGUCUUAGCUAUAAAUGCUCUUAUCGUAGGGUCUAUCGCCUACAUGAUGUAUAUUUUCUUUCCACACGUUGACAUUUUAGAUGUGAUUUAUUUCUAUUCGACCAUUGUUUUUGACGUCAAUAUAAUGUAUUCUCUAUUUGUCACCAACUUCAGUCGCAAAGCGUUGUGUUCGUGGAUUAAUGAUGUUCUUCAGUCGGGGGAUGAUUCCGAUUUCUAUUGGAAUCGAAUAUUUAAUGUUUAUUUGAACAUGUUAGAUAUUUACACGACACUUGAGGUGGUAUUUCAAUAUUCGGUGAGAUUCCACUACCUAGAAAUCUUUUUAAACUACUAAAUUUCCUUAUACCUUGAAA